AUGGCCACUCGUCGCACAUCGAUGUACGGGAUGGAAACCGAUGCGAUGACAUUGCAGAGAUUUGUGCUGAAUGAACAGAGAAAGUUUCCAUCAGCAACUGGAGAUCUCACCAAUAUUUUGACUUCUUUACUGACAGCUUUUAAGGCAAUUUCAUCAGCUGUUCGAAAAGCUGGUCUCGCUCAACUCUAUGGAAUUGCCGGUGAAACAAAUGUUCAAGGUGAAGAGGUGAAAAAGCUUGACGUUUUGUCGAACGAGUUGAUGAUCAAUAUGCUGAAAUCGUCGUAUGCGGCUUGUGCUUUGAUCUCUGAAGAGAAUGAAAAUGUGAUCGAGAUUGAUGAAUCAAAACAAGGGAAAUACAUUGUCACCUUCGAUCCGUUGGACGGCUCGUCGAACAUUGAUUGUCUGGUUUCGAUUGAUUUCAAAUUAGUUAUUUCAAUGGGGUCAAUGGACAAUUUGAAGGAUAGGGAAGCGAUUAUUGGAAGUGCGGCGAGACUGAGAGACGCGGUGGAUCGUUUAGUGCUUUGGGUUGAUGUUUUGGCUUUUAAUUAU
Messenger RNA from Mesorhabditis belari, 549 nucleotides. Lineage: Eukaryota; Metazoa; Nematoda; Chromadorea; Rhabditida; Rhabditidae. The record is from the annotation of a GenBank genome assembly.